AUUCAGAUUUAAUUUAAAAUUUAGAAUUUUUAUUCAAUUUGAAUUUUAAAAUUUAUAAUAUUAUAUAUUUAAAAUAAAAAAUUUUCUCAGAAUGUUUUAUCGAAUAUUAAUUCUAUUUCUUGCUGUCGCUAUUAAUUUUCAAGAAAACGCCGCAAUACCUUUAGAAAAAAUAGUUGGUGGUUGGCCUGCAAAUCCUGGUGAAUUUCCAUAUCAAGUGUCACUGCGAAUGAAUGGAAAACAUAUUUGCGGUGGUUCGAUAAUUAGUAAUUCGCAUAUUUUAACAGCUGCCCAUUGCCUUCAAGAUUACGAAGAUUCCCUUAAAUUGCUGUCAAUUGUCAGUGGAACAAACGAAUUAUUUCAAGGUGGACAAUUCCAUAAAAUCUGCAAAAUUUCCCUUCAUCCGGAAUACAAAGAUGGACCUGAAUUUGCGUGGCACAAUGACAUUGCCAUCAUUACUUUAACAAAGUCAAUGUCCUUUAAUUCCUUUCAAAAUAAAAUUAAACUUCCGAGUAAAAAUUUGAGAACCGAAUCCGAAGGAAUUGCGUCAGGAUGGGGAUUAAUUUUUCCAAAUUUUGAAACAGUUCCAAAUGAACUUCAAAAAUUAAGAACUUUGGUCUGUCCUUCCACCUCUUGUAAUGAGCAUUUUCCAUUUUCACUUCAUCAGGAGCAAAUUUGUGCGAAGCAGCAGCAGGGAAGUGGAGCUUGUUCGGGAGACAGUGGUGGACCACUAGUUGUGAACGAAGAAGUCGUUGGCAUUGCUUCCUGGGUAGUUCCAUGUGCCCGAGGAUUUCCCGAUGUCUACACCAAUGUAUUUUCAUACAAAAAUUUCAUUUUGCAAGAAAUGAAAAGAUCAAAAUGUAAAAAUUUUUGAACCCUUAUCGUCAAAAUCGAUAUGAAAAUUCAGAGCAGCGACAAAAAUAAAAUUUAAUUUUGCUCUUCCCUGAUUUUCAGACAAAAUGUUGACUUUUUCCUUCACCCUAAAGAAUAUUGUAGCAACCAUGUAAUUAUAAUUAUAUAAGAACAGAAA
This is a messenger RNA of Leptopilina heterotoma, 1027 nucleotides long. RefSeq names its product chymotrypsin-1-like. Gene Ontology annotation, biological process: proteolysis. Gene Ontology annotation, molecular function: serine-type endopeptidase activity. Bases 92 to 871 code for a protein of 259 amino acids. NCBI's taxonomy places the organism in Eukaryota, Metazoa, Arthropoda, Insecta, Hymenoptera, Figitidae. The transcript has 4 exons. The record is from RefSeq and is a predicted model, not a curated record.